Molecule: messenger RNA, 927 nt
Organism: Euleptes europaea (tarantolino)
Lineage: Eukaryota; Metazoa; Chordata; Lepidosauria; Squamata; Sphaerodactylidae
Product: gap junction alpha-3 protein-like
Exons: 1
Coding region: 1-927 (308 amino acids)
Biological process (GO): cell communication
Cellular component (GO): connexin complex
Source: RefSeq, a predicted model, not a curated record
AUGGGGGACUGGCACCUGCUUGGAAGGCUGCUGGAGAGCGUGCAGGAGCACUCCACAGUGGUGGGCAAAGUCUGGCUGACGGUGCUCUUCAUCUUCCGCAUUCUGGUUCUGGGUGCUGCUGCAGAGAAGGUCUGGGGGGAUGAGCAGUCCAACUUCUCCUGCGACACCAAGCAGCCCGGCUGCCAGAGCGUCUGCUAUGACCAGACUUUCCCCAUCUCCCACAUCCGGUUCUGGGUGCUGCAGAUCAUCUUUGUCUCCACGCCCAGCCUCAUCUACUUGGGCCACAUCCUGCACCUGGUGCGCGUGGAGCAGAAGGAACAAGAAAGCCUGGACGCUCAGGGCAGCUGCCCCGCAGGACAGCCUAAUCCCACCAAGGUCUCCAUUCGGGAUCCUCGUGGCAGGAUCCGCCUCCAAGGGGUCAUCCUGAGGACUUACAUUUGCAACAUCAUCUUCAAGACCCUCUUUGAGGUGGGCUUCAUCAUGGGCCAGUAUAUCCUGUAUGGCUUUGAGCUGAAACCUCUCUACACCUGCAGCCGCUGGCCCUGCCCCAACACAGUCAACUGCUACAUCUCCCGCCCCACCGAGAAAACCAUCUUCAUCCUCUUCAUGCUCGCCGUGGCCUGCCUCUCACUCCUUCUCAACAUAGUAGAGAUGUACCAUGUGGCCUUCAUCAAAUGCAGGGUGAGACGGACGGCCAGACACACCCCAGGCGCGAAGGAGGAGGCAAUGACUCCUGGCCCCCACGGAGCCAGCAGCGCAACUUCACCUCACCGUGUCUCUUUGCAGGCUGGUGACAAGGCCGCUAAGGGGGGCAGUCCUGGAGAAGGGAUAGGGAGCGAAAGCCCCGCUUGGGUUGCAAGCCAGAAGCGAGACGGCAAGUGCGGCAAGACCGGCAGCAAAUGGAAGCCCAGCGACCUAGCUGUUUAG